Molecule: messenger RNA, 1352 nt
Organism: Eupeodes corollae
Lineage: Eukaryota; Metazoa; Arthropoda; Insecta; Diptera; Syrphidae
Product: neuferricin homolog
Exons: 3
Coding region: 150-971 (273 amino acids)
Cellular component (GO): membrane; endomembrane system
Source: RefSeq, a predicted model, not a curated record
CAAUAAAAAUAACAUUAUCGUUUGCCAACCGAAACGAGUUUUAAUUUAACUUUCUCUAAUUUUUCGUGUUUUAAUUCUUUAAAUUAAAGUUAUAUCGGCUACGCCUCAUUAGUAUUUUAUUGUUCAAAUCUUCUUGUGCCUUAUGGAAAAUGUUCGCAGUGCUAAAGCAUUUAUUUAAACUACAAUUCCUUAUAAUUCUCAUUGCCGUUUUCGCCGGUAUCUACUAUCCACAAAUUCUUGAAAAAAUCAAGUCACUUAUCUUUGAGAUAUCUUCAUCUUCUGAUAAUGAACCAAUUGCGGUUAAAUUUAGUGCAGAGAAUGAUAUUCAAUUAUUCUCUAAGGCAGCUCUAGCUAAGUUCAAUGGCGAAAACGAAGAUGAACCAAUUUACUUGAGUAUUCUUGGUUCGGUUUAUGAUGUUAGUAAGGGCAGGAAGCACUAUGGAACUGGGUGUUCGUACUCUUAUUUUGCUGGAAAAGAUGCCUCAAAGUCUUUUAUUACUGGGGAAUUUCAGGAGUUCGAUGAAAACUCAGACGAUGUGAUGGCUUUAAAACCAAGUGAAGUAUUAAGUUUGUACGAUUGGAAGAAAUUCUACGACAAGGAAUACAUUUUCAAAGGAUUAUCAAUUGGAAGAUUCUACGACAAAAAUGGUGCCAAAACCGAAUAUCAUCAUAAACUGGAUGCCAUAGCUAAUCAAGCUUUGGAAGAUAAAAUAACAUCAAAUAAAAAUCUGGAAGCUUAUCCUUCAUGUAACAUCGAAUGGUCAGAAAAGACCGGAACCCGUGUCUGGUGUACUGAUCAAUCCGGUGGCAAAAAACGAGAUUGGAUUGGUUUUCCUCGAAAAUAUUAUGAAGCCGGCAAAGAAGACUAUCGUUGUGCAUGCAUAGAAACAUCUGAACUUAAUUCUCCCAAUCUAAAGCCUUAUGAAAACUGUGAUCCUCUAUCGAGAACCUGUUUCUACAAAGUAGAAUAAAAAUUGUUUAAAGAAAAUUAAUUAGAGUAGCAAUGUGUAUUCUUUUGUUUAAGAACAUUAUUUAGUUAUUAAUUUUUCUUAUUAACCUGAUCCACUCUUAGAAAAUUAAAAUGGAAAUAAAACAAUGGGAUUAAUUCUUACAAGAAAAAUAUAGUCAAUUAAUUAAUAUUUAUGUACAACACACAAAAGGUUGCUAUUGAAAUUAUUAUUGUAAAUGAGAUGUAAAAUAUUAGAGUUUAAAGAGCACUUUAAAAAAAAAGAUACAAGUGCCUGCUUUGUUCAAAAUCAUAUAUGUACCACUUAAAAGUCUUUUACACAACAUAUGCAAUUAUAAAAUAAAUUAUUAAAGAAAAUAUAUAACAAUAGUGUCACAAAUAUCAA